UGCUGCCGCCUGAUCUAGUCCACUUUACAGACAAGGCGCAGUUCAUCUUGAACGAGCCUACUGAUUGACUUCUUUAAAAAAAAAAAAAAAAAAAAAGAGUAAAAAACACAUCGUAAUUGACCAAACGACUAAUCGAGAAAAUUGAUCGACCGAUUCAUCUGCAAUGAAAAUAAUCUGUAGUUGCUGCCCGGAACACAUGCACCGCAGUUCAUCGUAUUCAUGAUUUCUCCUCCAGGUUGACAUCAGCUUUUGGGGAUGGAGGACGCGGACAGCGGCUGGGCACUAGAGCUCACCCCCCCGUGCCUGAUGCCCGAGGUGACUGGGAACGACAGCGGUCAGGUGUUUGAGGUGGCGCUGCAGAACGGCUCCUCCAAGCGCAGCUCCCAGUUUGUGGGUGUGGAGCUGCUGCAGUCCUUCAAGCUGCUCAUCAUCCCCUGCUACACCCUGGUGGCUCUGGUGGGCGUCUUCGGCAACUACCUGCUCCUCUACGUCAUCUGCCGCACCCGCAAGAUGCACAACGUCACCAACUUCUUCAUCGGAAACCUGGCCUUCUCCGACAUGCUGAUGUGCGCCACGUGUGUCCCCUUCACCCUGGCCUACGCCUUCAACCCACACGGCUGGGUGUUCGGCCGCUUCAUGUGCUACCUGGUGUACCUCAUCCAGCCGGUGACGGUGUACGUGUCCGUCUUCACUCUCACGGCCAUCGGUGUGGACAGAUACUAUGCCACAGUUCAUCCUCUGAAAAAGCGGAUCUCAGUCUUGGCUUGCACCUACCUUCUGUCUGGGAUCUGGCUGCUGUCCUGCGGCCUCGUGGCUCCCGCUGUGGCUCACACCUACCACGUGGAGUUUAAGAACGAGGGCUUCACCAUCUGCGAGGAGUUCUGGAUGGGCCAGGAGAGGGAGCGGCUGGUCUACGCGUACAGCACGCUCUUCAUCACCUACGUCCUGCCUCUGUCGGCGCUCUGCAUCUCGUACCUGUGCAUCUCUGUUAAACUGCGGAACUGUGUCGUACCGGGCCACCGCACCCAGAGCCAGGCGGAGGCUCAGCGCGUGCGCAAACGCAAGACCUUCCGGCUGGUGAGCCUGGUGGUGGCGGCCUUCGGCGUCUGCUGGAUGCCAAUCAGCGUGUUCAACGUGCUGCGGGACAUUGACAUCGACCUGAUCGAUAAGCCGUACUUUCUGCUCAUCCAGCUGCUCUGUCACCUGUGUGCGAUGAGCUCCUCCUGCUGUAACCCUUUCAUCUACGCCUGGCUGCAUGACCGCUUCCGCUCUGAGCUCCGCAAGAUGUUCACAUGCCGCCGACGCAUCGGCCUCUCAGCCAAUAACUGCGCCACAGCCAGUGUGGUUUUGUGAAGCUCCUGUGUUUUAAAGGCUACUGUUAGUUAGUCCCCGCUUCUUUUGACAGUAGAGUAUCAUCGUUUCAUUCAUGGUAAACAGCAGUGCAAAAUUAGGGCAUUUUUCACACUUUGUCAGUUUCAGCCCUCAGAACUCAGACCUAUUAGACGGAAAUUUCUUUGUGCACAUGUAAACACGCCAAAGGGAGUCAGACUCCUCUGGAACGAUUCAUACUCUUUUCUGGAGGUGGUCUGAGUAUGGUUCGCUUCAAGUUCUCUUCACCUGUGCAUUUAGUUUGUUGAAAGAGGACUAUACGUGAAAAGAAAAAACCUUGCUUUACAUUCCUACUGUUUACUACUGUAUAUGGUGAUCCAGCUUUCACACAGUGGCUUUGGGUCCUUGAAAAACGCUAUACAAAUUCAAUUUAUUAUUAUUAUUAUUACUACAGUAUGCAUACCAUGAUUCAGAAGCCCAGUGUCUAAACUGUUGCCCUGUGGUUUAUUAAUACGCUUAAAAGACUACCAAUUUAGCAAUUUCGUACUUCUAUUCCAUUGUCAGACUCUCGAUGGACAGUUUGAAAAAGCAUUAUCAUGAACAAUGUCGAACCAGAGAUAUCAUCUUUUACCAACUGCAAGAGGUUUGGUUAGCUCACUUCUUUCUAACUCCACAUCCUUAGAUUUUUUUUCCAUUUUUAAACUCUUCAGCCCCAACCAGUGCUGACUCAAGUUGCAUCCCUUGAGGCAAUUUAUCAAAAUUUUGCACUUGGAGCCACAAAAGGCUUUAUACAACUUUUUUUCCAUUCGCAUUCAAAGAAAGUAUUAGCGCUUGUGAUGCAGUCGGCUCGUUAAGUGAGAACCACAGUCAUUUAAAAAAAAAAAAAAAAAAAAAUCUAAAAGUCAUUUAAAACUUAAAUCUUGAACAGGGUUAAUCAAGAUUGCGAUUUUAUAAGAUU
Messenger RNA from Etheostoma spectabile (orangethroat darter), 2287 nucleotides. RefSeq names its product prolactin releasing hormone receptor 2a (gene prlhr2a). Lineage: Eukaryota; Metazoa; Chordata; Actinopteri; Perciformes; Percidae. The record is from RefSeq and is a predicted model, not a curated record. Gene Ontology annotation, molecular function: neuropeptide Y receptor activity; neuropeptide binding. Gene Ontology annotation, cellular component: neuron projection; plasma membrane. The transcript is spliced from 2 exons. Bases 256 to 1353 code for a protein of 365 amino acids. Gene Ontology annotation, biological process: G protein-coupled receptor signaling pathway.